AACUUUGCACUGGUAUUCUCAUUUAUGUACCUUCUCCUAACAGACACAGAGGUUAACUGGACAUCUGGAAUGAUCUGUAAGUCAAAGAACACACAGAAAUGAUCAGAAAGAGCCAAGUCCUUAACAUCAACAGAAGAAAUGUGAACGCCUUUAGAGAUAAACCAGAUCCAGAGAUUGUGUUUGGCCCUUACACAUGUUGCAAGAGGCCAACAGUGUCAAGCCGUUCGGUCAGCCAGCUGUCACUAAGAGAGUAACACAUCUGGAUCAUGGGGAUUAUUUAGCAGGGUUACAGUUUUAAAACACAUUUACUAUUACACACUUUUUAGAGUACCAAACUAAACAGAGCAGAUGUGAGAGGGAAAGUAACUCACUGAUCCAUGAAGGCCUGAGUCGAGGACGAUGGAACAUGAUUCCUGCACACAGUGAAUGUAAAGUUGGCAGCGCUGCUGGGAGGCAGAGCUGCUGUGUGUCAUGCGCUGUGAAUGAUGCAAUCUGUGUAUCAAGUGGCUGCAGCUUCGUUCAACAGCUGAAACAAAAAGUGAAUCACCAAACUGAGACAAAGGUUGUGUGUUUACUGGGACUGUGCAGCAGCUUACUGCAUUAAUGGAUCAGGAUCUGACGGAUGGACACAGAUCAGCUGUUACACACAGACUCAUCAGCUGUGUGCAGGUAGAUCCAUGGACCGUGGAACGGCCAUCAUUUUGAAACAGGUGCAUGCUCAGAUUAACCCCUCUGAUCCCAAGCUAACACACACAUCUGGCCAAGACUGCUAACAAGCACAGAUGAAACUAGAACAAACAACAAAGUAGUCCCACUUGUUUCUCAUAAUGUGAGACUCUUAAAGUCUUUGAACCACUGAUACUGAACGGACCGUGUUCGCUGUGAUGACCCAGUCCUGGAGCAGGGUCGUGUGGUUGGUGUGGUUUAGUCAGAUCUCUGCAGCACUCACUUGUGCAGUGGCUGUGGGGAGCUUGUGUUGAAGCAGCCGGAGGAGAGCAACUAGCCGUGGUUUGGCAGUCAUGGAGCCGUUAUUCUCUGGAUGAUCCUGGUUUACAGUCUGAACUCAGUCAGCUGUGAGACGGAGGUCCAGGCUUAUAUCAGAGAUAAUGUCCUGCUGCCCUGCAUCUAUGACGGCACUCUGCCCGACUCCUUCAACAUUUACUGGAGGGACAAAAGCAACAACAAAGUCCUGGACAUCAAAAACAAAGCUGAGAACCUCCAAACACAACACAAGAACUUUAAGGGUCGGGUGGAAAGUUUCUCUGAUCAGUAUGUGAAGGGUAACUUCUCCAUCAUCCUGCGGGACGUCAAACAGGAAGACGCUGGUGGCUACGAGUGUAACAUCCGGAUCGGUGAUGGUUCGCAGCAAACCGUCAGACUCAACAUCACAGGUGAUCGUCCUAAAGCAGCAACGACUCCUCCAGGACCAGCAGGAGGCGCCGCUGCAGUGACACAAACCUCCAUCCAGCUGCUGCUCUGUCUCUGCUCCUCACUCAGUCUGCUGCUGUGAGCUGAGUGUAAACUGCAUCAGUAAUAUCCUUAAAUAGCUGCAGCUUCUGCUAGCUUCCACUGAUACAGAGUUAUGAAGUUUAAAAUGCAUUAUUUAUUAUUCCAGGAAUAAAUCAGCAUUAAUUUAACUUUGACCAACUUGCACUUAAUAUUACAGUAAUGAUUAAUGAAGACUUCUUAGAGGACAAAAAGUUUAUUUCAGGAAUAAAUCAGAAGCUUUAAAGUCCCAGAAGUCAUUAAAAAAGCACCAACAUUUGGUU
Messenger RNA from Scomber japonicus (chub mackerel), 1769 nucleotides. Its product is annotated as programmed cell death 1 ligand 1-like. Gene Ontology annotation, cellular component: external side of plasma membrane. The record is from RefSeq and is a predicted model, not a curated record. Bases 1040 to 1510 code for a protein of 156 amino acids. NCBI's taxonomy places the organism in Eukaryota, Metazoa, Chordata, Actinopteri, Scombriformes, Scombridae. The transcript has 4 exons. Gene Ontology annotation, biological process: immune response; negative regulation of T cell proliferation; positive regulation of T cell proliferation.